Molecule: messenger RNA, 1938 nt
Organism: Passer montanus (Eurasian tree sparrow)
Lineage: Eukaryota; Metazoa; Chordata; Aves; Passeriformes; Passeridae
Product: histone-lysine N-methyltransferase SETD1A-like
Exons: 8
Coding region: 1-1506 (501 amino acids)
Cellular component (GO): Set1C/COMPASS complex
Molecular function (GO): histone H3K4 methyltransferase activity; protein binding
Source: RefSeq, a predicted model, not a curated record
AUGCGCAAGGAGGAGCAGGUCAAGGUGAAGCGGAAAGAGCCCUCGGAGCUGGGGGAGGGGGGGGAGGAGAAGCGACCCCGGCCCCCGACCCCCCCCGAGGAGGAUGAGGAUGGAAGAGGAGGAGGAACAAACCCGCCCCUCCCCCGCCGCCGCCCCCCCGCCGAGCACCUGGGGGCCACCUCGCUGCUGGAGCUGGCCCGGGGGGCUCCCCCCGGGGGUCCCCAGGGCGGGGGGGACCUGGCGGUGCUGGCGGCCAUCGCCCUGACCCGCGGGGACACCGAGGGGGACGGCGGGGACGGCGGCGCGGCCCCGGUGCUGCUGGAGCACAACUACGCCCUGCCCCCGCCGCCGAGACCCCCGGGCGGGCUGGGGCCCUGCCUGGAGGAGGUGCUGGAGGCCCCCGAGGAGGUGGUGGCCGAGGUGCCACCCGCCGGCGCCACCGAGAGCAGGGCGGCGACGGCCAGGAGGAAGCGGCACCGAGCGCCGCCACCGCCGUCAUCAUCAUCAUCAUCAUCAUCCUCCUCCUCCUCGAGCGACAGCGAGGAGAGCGGGAGCGACGACGAGGAGGAUGAGGAGGGGUGGUGGCAGCCCCGCGGGGACGCCCCGGCGUCCCCCGGCCCGGUGGCGUUCGCGCCGCGCAGCGAGUUCGAGCAGAUGACGAUCCUGUACGACAUCUGGAGCGCCGGGCUGGACGCCGAGGACGCGCGCUUCCUGCGCCUCACCUACGAGCGGCUGCUGCAGCAGGACGGCGCGGCGCUGUGGCUCAACGACACCCACUGGGUGCCCCACACCGUGACGAGGACGAGCAGCCCGCGGCGGCGGCGCCGGCGCCCCGAGAGCCGCGAGCACCGCACGGGCAGCGCCCGCAGCGAGGGCUACUACCCCAUCAGCCGGCGCGAGAAGGCGCGCUACCUGCGGCCCUGCCCCGCGCCGCGCCCCGACCCCGACGCGCCCGACACGCAGGGUCCCAACCGCGUGCUGUCGGAGCGGCGCUCGGAGCAGCGGCGCCUGCUCAGCGCCAUCGGCUCGGCCGCGCUGCCGGACAGCGACCUGCUCAAGCUCAACCAGCUCAAGUUCCGGAAGAAGCGCCUUCGCUUCGGCCGCAGCCGCAUCCACGAGUGGGGCCUGUUCGCCAUGGAGCCCAUCGCGGCCGACGAGAUGGUCAUCGAGUACGUGGGGCAGAACAUCCGACAGGUGGUGGCGGACAUGCGCGAGAAGCGCUACGCGCAGCAGGGCAUCGGCAGCAGUUACCUGUUCCGCGUGGACCACGACACCAUCAUCGACGCCACCAAGUGCGGCAACCUGGCGCGCUUCAUCAACCACUGCUGCACGCCCAACUGCUACGCCAAGGUGAUCACCAUCGAGGCGCAGAAGAAGAUCGUCAUCUACUCCAAGCAGCCCAUCGGCGUCAACGAGGAGAUCACCUACGACUACAAGUUCCCCAUCGAGGACACCAAGAUCCCGUGCCUGUGCCGCACCGAGAGCUGCCGCGGCACGCUCAACUAGCCGGGGGCCAGUCACGGCACCCUCAACUAGCCGGGGGCGGGGUUCGGUCACUGGGGUCGGCUUUGGGCCACCGUGGUUGGCUCUUGGCCACCAAGGUUGACGUUUGGCCACCAGCAUUGAUGUUUGGCCACCAGGGUCGGUGUUUGGCUGCCGCCACUGGUCUUCAAUCACCAGGGUUGACUUUUGGCCACCAACGUUGACUUUUGGCCACCAUUUGGCUGCCACCAUUGAGUUUCGGCCACCAGGGUUGACAUUUGGCCACCAGGGUUGACUUUUGGCCACCAGGGUUGGUGUUUGGCUGCCACAGUUCACCUUUGAUACCAGGGUCGACUUUGGGCAACCAGGGUUGACAUUUGGCCACCAACGUUGACGUUUGGCCACCAUUUGGCUGCCAACAUUGACACUCAAUCACCAGGGUUGACUUUUGGCCAC